AUGCCAAGCUACGCUCAGGACUCGUUCACGCUCUCGCUGCACGUGCAGUCUGGCCAGCACCUCUCCACGCACGUGAGCGCCGCUUUCUGCACGAUCGUAGUAUGGAGCAAUUCGUCUCCGGGCGGCCCUGCCGAGUUGACGACGCAGCCGAAGUACACCAGCUUCAGCUCCGUCGGCGCCAACGAGAGCGUCGAGUGGAACGAACAAAUGCAGGUGCAGGUGACCAGCCCGGCCUCCGAGGUGCUGACUCUUCGUGUGAAGGACUCGACGGACUCGCUCGUGGGGAGCUGCAACAUCUGCCUGGCCCACCUUCGUCCAGGAGAGGCAUUGAACCAGUGGUUCCAGCUUCACCCCGCCGGUCACAUCCACCUGAAGCUGGUGCUGCGUCCGAACCAGCAGCCAGCCCCCACUCCGUCAGUGAAUCCCAAUUCGCCCUACUCCGCAGACUUCCAGGCGCUGCUCGAGCUCGAGAUGAAGAAGAGAGCGGCGACAGUGAACGAGUCGCCACUUCCAUCGCACAUCGCGGCGUUGCUGGAGGCUCGGAACAAGGCGCAGGAGAGCACGAUGCUCCUGAUCCACAGCAAGCUAGCUACAGCCCACUACCCUACCGGUUUCCCCACCGGCUACCCUCCAGCUCAGCCACAACAGGCAAGCGGCUCCAAUUUCCACGAAAUGAUGGGAACUGCCGCCAACAUCUCCACCAUCGCUGCCAACCUGCAGCAACUCAACGGCAACAACGCCGGAGUCGGCACCAGCGGACUGGGCACCGCAGCCUCAAUCGGACUCGGCGCCCUCGGCCUCUGA
Phytophthora sojae is the source of this 804-nucleotide messenger RNA. RefSeq lists its product as hypothetical. The transcript is spliced from 2 exons. Bases 1 to 804 code for a protein of 267 amino acids. Lineage: Eukaryota; Oomycota; Peronosporomycetes; Peronosporales; Peronosporaceae. The record is from RefSeq and is a predicted model, not a curated record.